AUGUCGGACCCAGGAUGUAAAGGAAGUCCCGAUUGUGAUUCAUUUACGGAUUGUAAGACGUGCACCAGACAUGAAUCAUGGAGUGGGGAUAGUUGCCGGUGGUGUCCUUUAGAUCGAGAAUGUCAUGCAUAUGCAUCGCUGGAGAACACUUGUAGGGAAGAUGAAAAUAUAAAGUCACCAUUUUUUUGCUCAAGAGAUGACAAAAAGUAUGGUAUCUACAGCCCGCGUAGGGCGGUUACGACAACCCUUCUAUCAGCUAUUGCAUAUUCUGACGAUCCACAGAAGUGUAUCAAAGCAAUUAUGCCUAACAGUGAUUUUGAACUUCAGCACGCAGUCGGACAAAGGUGUGAAGACUAUCAUCUGUUUAAAUACAAAGAAUGCUAUGCAUACACUGCUAUUUCUCAUGCAAAAAGAAUGAUAAUACUAGCUUACCGUGGCACCACUGAUGAAAAUAACGAUAAUGCACAACUUCACGAUGAACUUUUGUCAGUUUUAACGACACCAAAAGCGCCUUUUAUAACUGGAGGAGAAGUCCAAUAUUAUUUCAAAAAUGCCUAUGAUAAAUUGUUUCCGUGCGUUAGAAGAAGCAUCGGAGAUUUGGUAAAUCUGUAUCCAGAUUAUGAUGUUGUUAUAACAGGCCAUUCCCUUGGUGGAGCAAUAGCAUCACUUGCCGCUGUGUCUCUUAUUCAUACAGGUGUUGUGCCUGAAAAUAAACUGUCAUUGUACACAUUUGGAAUGCCAAGAGUUGGGGACAAAGAGUAUGCUCUCAAUCAUGAUAGGAUUGUCAAUAAUAGCUGGCGAGUUGUUCAUCGACGGGACGUUGUUCCCCAUCUUCCAAUGUGUAAUGUAGCAUUUGGAUGUAGAGUAACGGCAAGUGGUCCAUACCACCAUCGAACAGAAAUAUUUUAUCCGGAAAAUGAUAUGAGCAUAAAUUCGUAUUACAAACUGUGUAGGGAGGACGAAGAUGACGAAUGUAGUGAUGGUCUUGUUACAGACAACUGGUGCGUACCAGGUGUAGAUUGGGAUACUUGCGUUCGUUUUCAUAAAUGGUACUUUAACAUUCCAGUUGGUACAUACUGCGAGGAAAACGGAUCCCGGAAAAAACGCAGUUCCUCUCAGCGCUCACUGAUGUGGGAUAAAUUUUCAAAUGACGAAUGCAGGCUGAUUGAUAUUUCAGAAGAAUUUACAGUCAACGCCGCAUCUGAAACAGACCUAAAGAAUUUCACCACUGACCCCAAUUAUACCACCAACACGGAGAAUGUCAUUACUGACCCAACGAAUACCACUACUGAACCAAAGAAUAUCACUACUGGCGCCGAUUCUGGAGUUGAAAAUGCGGUUACAAAAGAAUAUAACAUCUAUAACAGAUAUUGA
Molecule: messenger RNA, 1374 nt
Organism: Mercenaria mercenaria
Lineage: Eukaryota; Metazoa; Mollusca; Bivalvia; Venerida; Veneridae
Product: lipase ZK262.3-like
Exons: 3
Coding region: 1-1374 (457 amino acids)
Biological process (GO): lipid metabolic process
Source: RefSeq, a predicted model, not a curated record